Messenger RNA from Megachile rotundata (alfalfa leafcutting bee), 1735 nucleotides. RefSeq lists its product as uncharacterized. The record is from RefSeq and is a predicted model, not a curated record. NCBI's taxonomy places the organism in Eukaryota, Metazoa, Arthropoda, Insecta, Hymenoptera, Megachilidae.
UCAAAUUUUUGAAAGAUGAAUCGAAUGACAAUCGAUAUAUUUGAAACGAUUAGAUCGGUCAUGUGACCAAAUGGUGGCACGUGCACGCAGAGUGCGCGAAUGUAGAAUUCGAACAAAAUAAAUUGCAAAAGUGUGGUGUAAAUUAUGUUGUUUGUUCUUUAUUCGUGGUGAAGUAAUUUACAUUAGUGUUAUGAGUCGAAGUGUCGUAUUUUUUCCAACAUUCAAGAUUUGUAGUUCGUCAAGAUAGAAAUGUAGUUUCUGAAGAACAUUCAAAAUGAAGGAAGCUCGUAGAAUCGAAUGGCCGUGACGGAGGAAAGAAAGCAGGGGACGAAAAUAAGGAGACAUCGAUGAGGAAGAAAAGAAGAAGAAGAAGAAGAAGAAGAAGAUCGAGCAACAAGAUCUCACGAGGCAUACAGCGGCGGAGUAAGACCAUGGGAACGGUUUCAAUCGAUGUUCGAACAGUGGAUACCGGUGAAAGGCGAGUCCUGUUGGGUGGAAGUUCUCAUGCCUCGGGAUCGUCUAGAAAGAGGUCAGAGUCGGACGAAUCGAGAGGCGCCGGAAAAUUCGAGGAUCAUCUUCGGAGUGCGAUGCGACAGACCUCGGCCAAAGAUCAUGAGACAAGUGGUGCACGAUUUCAAGAGGAGAUCGCUGAGUCUCUGACGCCGGCGUUCAACUAUCGUAAAGGGAAGAGGAGUGACAAGAAGUCUGCUCGUUGCAAACGCAGAGUCACAUUUGCUAUAUGAAAAUCUUGCUUGAUCCAAGCUUUCGAUUUGAAUAUUGAUACGAUUGAUUAUGUUUGAAUAUUGAUCAAAUUGAUUACUUUUGAGUAUUGAUCCAAUAGAUUACAUUUGAGUAUUGCUCACAAUUGGUUACUGUUCGUUCAGUUCUGACUUGGUCUUUUUAUCACUGGACUGUGGUUGCAGAUAUCAUUUUUAGUGGAAUUACAUCUGAUUUUGCUUGGUUUUUAGUUCAAUGUAAUAAUUGCUAGAUUUCUAUUUGAAUCAUAUGUGAGACUUGCUAGGUACCUGUUCGAAUCAUAUGUGAACCUUGAUAGAUACCUAUUCGAAACAUAUGUGAACCUUGAUAGAUACCUAUUCGAAUCAUAUGUGAACCUUGAUAGAUACCUAUUUAAAUCAUAUGUGAACCAUGAAAGAUACCCAUUCGAGUCAUAUGUGAACCUUGAUAGAUAUCUAUUCGAGUCAUAUGUGUACCUUGAUAGAUACUAUUCGAGUCAUAUGUGAAUCUUGAUAGAUACCUAUUCGAAUCAUAUGUGAACCUUGAUAGAUACCUAUUUAAAUCAUAUGUGAACCAUGAAAGAUACCCAUUCGAUUCAUAUGUGAACCUUGAUAGAUACCUAUUCGAAUCAUAUGUGAUCCUUGAUAGAUACCUAUUCGAACCAUAUGUGAAUCUUGAUAGAUACCUAUUCGAAACAUAUGUGAACCUUGAUAGAUACUAUUCAAACCAUAUGUGAACCUUGAUAGAUACCUAUUCGAGUCAUAUAUGAUCCUUGACCGAUACCUAUUCGAAACAUAUGUGAACCUUGACUGAUACCUAUUCGAAUCAUAUGUGAAUCUUGAUAGAUACCUAUUCGAAACGUAUGUGAGACGUUGUGACAGAAAGAAAAUUCUUGAUUAUGACUUGGAACAUAAAUCUAAAAUAAAUUUAUGAUUUUCAUACUCGUGCUUGGAUCUCGCAAGAUUUUCCACCUGAAGAAUUAUAAUACGAAGAAAUAAAU